CGCCGCUCUUCCCCUCGCGCGGUCGGCUCUCGCGUCAGCAUGCACGGAGCUCCCCGCCGGAAGCCGGGCCGUCACCACAGAGUGCGGGCUCGGCGCGGCAGCUAGAGGGGCGCGUUUCCGCCCCGGCCCCGGUUGGCGGGCGGCCAUAUUCGAGCUGAAGAAGCGCCCCGGCGGCGUCGAGGUCGCGGCUCCGCAGCAUGGCGGGAAACGUUACGGAAGACCCCGCGGGAAGCCGAAUCGCUUAUGUGAAAGGAGAUCUUUUUGCAUGCCCCCAAACAGACUCUUUAGCCCACUGUAUCAGUGAGGAUUGUCGCAUGGGAGCUGGAAUUGCUGUUCUCUUCAAGAAGAAAUUUGGAGGGGUGCAGGAUCUGAUAAGUCAACAAAAGAAAACUGGAGAAGUGGCUGUUCUGAAGCGAGAUGGGCGAUACAUAUAUUACUUGAUUACAAAGAAAAGGGCUUCACAUAAGCCAACAUACGAAAACCUACAGAAGAGUUUAGAAGCCAUGAAGUCUCAUUGUCUGAAAAAUGGAGUCACAGACCUCUCCAUGCCCAGAAGAUACAAUCUAGAGCCCAGGUUUGGCUCAGUGAUUGAGCACCAACCUUGCAGAUUAUAAGGCCUUGAAUUCAGUUCCCAGCAUCAGUCCUCAAGCCAAUUGUGAUCCUGCGACACUCUGAUUUGGAAUCCCUGCUACCACAGGCCUGUGAUCUCUACUGAUCCCUGACAUGCAAACAAGCAUGUUAAGUCACCACAACUCAUGUGUUUGAGGACCGCAACAAAGUCCCUGACCUCUAGUCUUCAGAACUACAAUGAAAAGGCGGGGGUAUAAAGAUUAUUGUUAAUAGAUCAAACAUUAAGGCUGCUGCCUUUUGACCUGCAUGCCAACAAAUAGAAGAAUUUACAGAGGGACCCAUAAUCAGCAGGCUGAUGUUAAAGUGUUUAUUGGAGACUUGAGCUGGGAUACAAGCAAGAGAGAUCUGACUGAAGAUUUGUCUCAAUUUGGGGAAUUUAUAGACUGUACAAUUAAUACAGAUCCAGUCUCUGGAAGAUCAAGAGGAUUUGGAUUUGUGCUUUUCAAAGAUGCUGCCAUAUUGAUAAAGUUUGGAACUCAAGCACAAACUGGAUGUUUGUGUUCAAGUUCCAGUUUGGAUGUUGAUGUUAAAGUUCAAACUGGAUAUUGAUGUUAAAGUUCAAGAACACAGAUUGGAUGGAAAAUUGACAGACCCUCCAAAAGGUCAAUGCUUUAAAGGGAAAAGAGCUCUCCCCAAAAGGUUUUUGUGGGUGGAUUGAGCCCAGAUAUAUAUAAAGAACAAAUUAAAGAAUAUUUUGCGCCUUUGGAAAGAUUGAAAAUACUGAGCUUCCCAUGGAUACAAAAAUACAAAACGAGUGAAAAGAAUUUUGUUGUAUCACAUACACAAAUGAAGGGUUAGUUAAGAAAUUAUUAGUGGACACCAUAAAAUUGAGUCUGGGAAGUGUGAAAUCAAAGUUCUACAACCCAUAGAGGUAUUUAGGCAGCAACAGCACCAACAAAAGGGCAUGCUGCAGCUGGUGAAUGAAGUGUCACUAGACGUUGCAGGUGAGGUCAGGGCCAAAACUGGAACCAAGAAUUUAGUAAUUAUGAUCAAUAAUAUGGAAAUUACAAUAGUGCCUAUGAUGGUGAUCAAAACUAUAGUGGCUCUUCCAGACCCCAAAGUCAUCUCAAGUUGUAUCACCCUAUUUAAAGUUUUAGAAUCCCUGGAGCUAUUUCAUACUCUACUCCACUGAUGUAGCAAGAGUAACACACCACAUUCGAUGGGAUUAAGGUAGAAGGCAAUUGAUACUGAUCAAAAAAUAAAUAAAUAAAUAUUAGCACACAAGGCUUACUAUACAACAACAUGUUAGUAAUCUCUUCUACAAGGACUUCGUGAUCCAGGGUGAGAUACAACAGUCUUCACACAUUUUCCUCUAAGGAAACUUUUUUGCAUCAUUUCUAAUGCAUUAUUCAUAAGAACCAAUACAAAAUAAAUUAUUUAUUAGGACCUGCUUUGGGGGUAGGCUUGGGUGGUUGUGGUAAAAUUCAAAAUCAUAGUGAUGGGAAGGAAUAGUGGUGGUGGGAUUGGUAUUGGAGUAUUGAAGGUAAUAAGGUAGGUAAAGUAAAGGUAAAGGCUCUCCCAUUGAUCGUCGAUUUGCUCGAGCGGGCCCAGUAACGUCUCCAUUGGAGACUUUGUUGUUACUGUGU
Molecule: messenger RNA, 2216 nt
Organism: Sorex fumeus (smoky shrew)
Lineage: Eukaryota; Metazoa; Chordata; Mammalia; Eulipotyphla; Soricidae
Gene: OARD1
Product: O-acyl-ADP-ribose deacylase 1
Exons: 6
Coding region: 198-614 (138 amino acids)
Biological process (GO): peptidyl-glutamate ADP-deribosylation
Source: RefSeq, a predicted model, not a curated record